This is a messenger RNA of Chelonoidis abingdonii (Abingdon island giant tortoise), 5349 nucleotides long. NCBI's taxonomy places the organism in Eukaryota, Metazoa, Chordata, Testudines, Testudinidae. The record is from RefSeq and is a predicted model, not a curated record.
CUGCACUGCACAGACCAGUCGCUGGGGCCCCUCCACUGCAAUAAAAUGUUUGACGGCUCCCUCCUGCCUCUCUUAUUUCCUUUCCUGCUGCUCUGGGGACUGGACACCACCACAGCCGGCGGCGCGGAGCUGGAAGUGGCCAUCCCGCAGCGAGUGGCGCUGGAGAAGAUCCACCUGCUGCAGCCGGCCGGGGCCGGCCGGGGCCGGGAGCAGCCGGGCCGGCGCUCGCCGCCCGAGGAGGAGGCCGUGCUGCUCCGCCUGCCGGCCUCCGGCCGGGAGCUCUACCUGCACCUCCGGCGGGACCUGCACUUCCUCGCGCGGGGCUUCGCGGUGGAGGAGCCGGGAGAGGCCCGGGCCCGCAGCCGCCCCCCGCCAGAGCAGCUCUGCUUCUACACGGGCCACGUGCUGAACCGCAGCGACUCCUUCGCCUCCGUCAGCACCUGCGCCGGGCUGAUUGGCUAUAUCCAGAUUGGAACAGAACAACUGCUAAUACAACCUGUAAAUAUCUCGGAGACCUCAUUCAGUGGAAGAGAGCAUUUCAUCAGGCACAAACGAUCCUCAAAAUCCACCUAUCCUGCUAAGUCCCAGGUCCCUGCCGAGCACUGCAAAGUCAUAUCAGAAAAAAAGAGACAAAAGAAGAUGAAACCAGUGAAUGACUGGAGAGAGCGAAGAAAUGCCAUCCGACUCACCAAUGAGUAUACAGUAGAAACCCUGGUAGUGGCUGAUGCUGAUAUGGUGCAGUACCAUGGUGCUGAGGCAGCCCAAAGGUUCAUCCUCACAGUUAUGAACAUGGUGUACAAUAUGUUUCAGCACCAGAGCCUCGGAAUUAAAGUCAGCAUUCGAGUGACCAAGCUAGUCCUCCUUCGAAAUCGUCCUGCAAAACUGUCCAUUGGGCACCAUGGAGAGAGGUCUCUGGAGAGUUUUUGCCACUGGCAAAAUGAAGAGUAUGGUGGAGCAAAGUAUCUUGGUAAUAAUCAGGUUCCUGGUGCAAGAGAUGAUACCCCUCCUGUGGACGCUGCUGUCUUUGUUACCAGGACAGAUUUCUGCGUACACAAAGACGAACCCUGUGACACAGUGGGGAUCGCUUACCUGGGAGGUGUAUGCAGUGCCAAGAGGAAGUGUGUCCUUGCUGAAGACAAUGGUCUCAAUCUGGCAUUUACCAUAGCACAUGAACUUGGGCACAACGUGGGGAUGAGCCAUGACGAUGAUCAUUUGUCCUGCGCAGGAAGAUCUCACAUAAUGUCUGGAGAAUGGGUGAAGGGCAGGAACCCGAGUGACCUUUCUUGGUCUUCCUGCAGCCGUGACGACCUUGAAAACUUCCUAAAGUCCAAGGUGAGCACCUGUUUGCUGGUAACAGACCCCCGAAGCCAGUAUGCCCUGCGGCUUCCCCACAAGCUGCCAGGGAUGCACUACAGCGCCGAUGAACAGUGCCAGAUCCUAUUCGGGACCAAUGCCACUUUCUGUAAGAAUAUGGAGCAUUUGAUGUGUGCUGGGCUGUGGUGCUUGGUGGAAGGAGACACAUCUUGUAAAACCAAGCUGGAUCCCCCUCUGGAUGGCACAGAAUGUGGCGCAGACAAGUGGUGCCGAGCUGGGGAAUGCGUCAGUAAAACUCCCAUUCCUGAGCACGUCGAUGGAGACUGGAGCAUGUGGAGUCAAUGGAGCAUGUGCAGCAGGACAUGUGGCACCGGUGCCCGAUUCAGACAGCGGAAAUGCGACAAUCCCCCCCCUGGGCCAGGAGGCAAGAACUGCCAGGGAGCCAGUGUGGAACACACAGUUUGUGAAAAUUUACCCUGCCCUAAAGGAGCGCCUAGCUUCAGGGACCAGCAAUGCCAGUCUCAUGACAGAUAUACCAACAAGAAGAAAAGCCUCUUGACAGCUGUCAUCAUUGAUGAUAAGCCAUGUGAACUCUUCUGCUCUCCUCUGGGGAAGGAGUCUCCUGUGCUGGUGGCAGACAGGGUUCUUGAUGGUACUCCGUGUGGGCCUUAUGAGACUGACCUCUGCGUACAUGGCAAGUGCCAGAAAAUCGGCUGCGAUGGGAUCAUUGGCUCAGCUGCCAAAGAGGAUCGUUGUGGAAUCUGCAACGGAGAUGGCAAAACCUGUAAAGUGGUGAAAGGAGACUUCAACCACACCAAGGGGAUGGUAACCAAUAGUCACUGUAAGAAGGUUUCCACGUGUGUGAUGGCAAAGGCAAAGGCUGUUCCCAAGUGUUUCUCGUGUUAUAUUGAAGCAGCUGUGAUCCCUGCAGGUGCUCGACGGAUCCGAGUGGUGGAGGAUAAACCAGCCCACAGUUUUCUGGCUUUAAAAGAUUCCGGUAAGAGAUCCAUUAACAGCGACUGGAAAAUUGAGCUUCCUGGUGAGUUUCAGAUCGCAGGCACUACUGUCCGGUACGUGCGAAGGGGUCUAUGGGAGAAAAUGUCUGCCAAAGGACCAACUAAAAUACCACUGCACUUGAUGGUGCUGUUAUUUCACGACCAGAAUUAUGGAAUUCAUUACGAAUACACCAUUCCUGUCAACUAUACUGCCGAAAACAGAAGCGAGCCAGAAAAACAACAGGAUUCUUUGUACAUCUGGACACACAGCGGAUGGGAAGGAUGCAGUGUGCAGUGUGGAGGAGGUGAACGUAAAACCGUUGUAUCCUGUACUAGGAUAGUUAACAAGACCAUGAUGCUGGUGAAUGACAGUGACUGCCAGCGUGUGAUGCGCCCUGAACCUCAAGUCAGGAGAUGUAACACACACCCCUGCCAGUCACGGUGGGUGACAGGCCAUUGGAGUCCUUGCUCUGCCACUUGCGAGAAAGGCAUCCAGUACCGGGAGGUGACUUGUGUUUAUCAGUUGCAGAAUGGCACCUACGUUAACACCAGAGACCUCUACUGCCUAGGCAACAAACCCACACCAAUACAAAGCUGUGAAGGCCAGGACUGCCUUUCUAUCUGGGAGGCUUCAGAAUGGUCAAAGUGCUCAGCAGAUUGCGGCAGGGGAAUCCAGAAGAGAACAGUAAUAUGCACGAAUUCUCAAGGGAAAUGCGAUGCAGCCACCAGGCCAAGGGACGAGGAAGAGUGUGAGGAUCACACAGGCUGUUAUGAGUGGAAAACAGGGGAUUGGUCUAAGUGCUCCUCAACCUGCGGGAAGGGCCUCCAGUCACGUGUGGUGCAGUGUAUGCACAAAGUCACCGGCCGCCAUGGCAACGAGUGCCCUGUCCUAUCCAAGCCAGCAGCCUACAGGCAGUGUUACCAAGAGGUCUGCAACGAGAAGAUAAAUGUCAACACAAUUACCUCGCCCAGACUUGCUGCUCUCACAUAUAAGUGUACAGGAGACCAGUGGACAGUGUACUGCAGGGUGAUCCGUGAGAAGAACCUGUGCCAGGACAUGAGAUGGUAUCAGCGCUGCUGCCAGACAUGCAGAGACUUUUACGCAAACAAGAUGCAGCAGAAGAGUUAAUGAAUUGGUGCUGCUCCUUAGGGUAUUACAGCUGUUUCUAUGUAAAUCAUGAACUAGUAGCUCUGAGUACUGGAACUUAAUGAGUUGCUACAAUGUGGUGGAUUCCAAAGCAUACCUAAUAAGACUUGAAACUAAUUCUGCAGACUGGAUGUACCAAAGUAAUCCACUCAUCCACCUUAAAAAGAGUCAUCUCAAGGAGCCAAUCACGUAGAAUUUUAUUGUGUUUUGACAUCAUUACAUUUUUUAUUAAUGCUUUUUACUUUAAUAUAUUAUUACCAGCCACUGGAUGGCUUGCUACCAUUUGGAAAAAAAAAAAAAGACAAGAGUUGCAACAUGAUUAAAUUGACUAAAGUCAUGUGUACCUCAGUGGGAGAAAGCCUCUGGCAAAUAACUCAGCAAACGUGCAGACAUUACUUAAUGCUUCAACCUUGGCUUCCAUCUGAUGCUCUUAAUUCCCAACAGUUAGCAUGCUGUGGGGUGGGCUUGGAGGGACACACGCAAAUGAAAUGCUUAAUUUAAAAGGGGGAUUUGCUAUAAAAGCUUGUGAAAACCGAUAGCAGAGGAUGGAUGUCUGUGAAAUUUCUGCAGAAAGCUCAGCACAGUUUUAUCCAACAUUCCAUUUAAUGUAAUUAAAAAAAAAACUAAUUGGGAAUUUCUUCUCCUGUCUGGUUCUGAAAACAUAUCCCCCUCUCUUUAUUGAAAAAAAAACAUGUGUUUUCUUUUAUGAUGCCUUACUCUCCUCAUUGAGUUUAAAGAAAUGGAAGCUAAUUAACCCAGGAGCAGACAGUUAAUUUUAAGCUAGAACCACUUGCAUGAGAUAGAAGUAGCUGGAAAUCAUUUAAACAUAUACGGUUUGUUGGGGAGGGGUUGUUUAACCUCCUCUUUCCAAUUUUUGGAAUUCAAUCUGAUAAUGAGACAGAAUGCUAUUUCUUAAGGGUAUUGUGAAACGAACUAGGGUUGGCACAUACCCGAAAAAGAGAUCAGAAUAGUAUUUGCAGGAAGGGUGACUUAGAGACCAAGCAGAUCUUUCCCCUCUCUAGGAUGUAUACAUCAUAAAUCCUUUUGAGACAGAAAGGGAGCAGUUAGUAGACUUUCAGGGUGAAAUUCUGGGCUAAUUGAAGCCAAAAUGGCAAAACUCCUAUAGGCUUCAGUAGGGCGAGGGUUUCACACUCAGGCUAUGCCUAUACUGGCAACUGAACAACAAAACUUUUGUCUUUCAGAAAAAAACAACCCAAAAGACAAAAGUUUUGCCAGCAACUAGUGCCAGUGUGAACAGUGUGCCAGACUCUCCUGCUAACAACGCAAACGCCGUUUGUUGGGGGUGGAAGUGUUUUGUCGGCAGGAGAGCCGAGAAACAGCAGCUUCACGGUUCGACUUUUAGCAGCACAGCUGUAGCGAGACAACCAUGUCGCUAAAAGCUGUGUAGUAUAACCGUAGCAUCAAUCUUAUUUCUGUUUGCUUUGUUACCUUGUGUUCCUUUAAUCAGGACAGUUGGAGAGUGCUGUGUAAAUGACAGUGUCUUACACAUGUCUAAACUUCAGACCAAAUUCUUCCCUGAGAUUUAAAUGGGAGCUCCACACAGAGCGGAAUUUGGUUUAGUGAGCAUUACAAUCGAUCAAUGUGUCUCUCCCAUAUCUAACUCAGGCUAUGUGUAUGCUACAACCGGAAUCCAUGCUCUGAAAUCGAUCCACCGGUGGUCGAUUUAGCAGGUCUAGUGAAGACCCACCAAAUGGACAGUAGAUCACUCUCUAGUCAACCCUUGUACUGUACCCCCAACGAGAAGAUAAGUCGACAGGAGAGUUUCUGCCGUCGACCCCCCACGGUGUAGACCGUACAGUAACUCGACCUAAGGUACGUCGACUCCAGCUAUGUGAAUAACACAGCUGGAGUUGCAUAGCAUAGGUCAGCUUA